AUGAUGCAAUAUUUUGCUGAAAAGAAAAAUGUUCGAAUUGAAGGAAACAUGCCUGCCGUGCGUCAACAUGUUGAUCGUGAUGCACUUUAUCCUCUCCAAUGUCUUGAGAUCUUGCCUUUCCAGCGCGUAUCUAUAGAUAAGAUGCAACUGACUGAUGAAAUGGCUCAAAUUUCGAGCGAUCUUCUUAAGGCAAAUGCUGUUGGACCUGAUGUUCGUAGUGAAAUGAUCAAAGAUGUAAUGCGACAAAUUGGAAGAGAUGGUGAUUGUGCCAAAUUUAUGUUUCAUUUUGGUGUCAAACUUCGAGGUGAUCAAAACAACGUUCAAAUUGGUCAGCGAAGCUUACCGGUUAUCCGGUUUGGGAAUAAUCAAACAGCUAAUCCAAAUGAAAACGAUAAGGGUAGUUUUGACAUUCGUGGACCUCUUCGUUAUUUGGAGCCUUCUGAUGUUCUUCGUUCUUGGAUUGUGGCUUUUCCUCGAAGAGUAACACAGGAUUCAUUCAAUAAAUUUAUUGGCGAUAUUCAACGAAUGGCUAAUCAGCGUGGAAUGAAGUUGCCUCAACCUGUUUUUGAGAAUCUUGAGGUCAAUGCUAUGGAACAACGUUUUGCUGAGUUUUCGAAGGCAAAAAUUCAAUUUGUUCUUUACAUUGAUGAGCGUUUUGUUAAAUCUCAUGCAAAACUGAAACUUUGUGAACGUCGUUAUACUGUGCUUACGCAACAUGUCAACAUUGAGAUGGUUAGCAAGGCCGGGCCAGCUUCCGUCAGCAAUGUUCUUGCCAAAAUGAAUAUGAAGCUUUUUGGUUUGAACUAUAUGCCUCUCUUUGAUCCUGUGACCAAAAAUAAGCUUGACAUUGCUUCUGGUCAGAUUCUUGUUCUUGGCAUUGAUACUUCUCGUCCACCCAGAGCUACUGCUUUUGAGAAAUUCAAAUUAAGCAAACAAGGAAUGGAAGGAUUUACUUCGGAAGAUCCUUUGACUUAUUGCGGCAACUAUUUGGCUAAUCCUUCAAAAUUUGUCGGCGAUUACCUUUACCAGCCUUGUAAACAAGAUGUUCUUGAUGUUGAUUAUUUUGGAGAGCGUAUCAAAUGGAUUGUUAGCACUUUGAAAGCUAACCGAAAACAACUUCCUUCAACUAUUUUCAUCAUUCGCGAUGGAAUCAGUGAGGGAAUGGUUCCUAAGGCUGUCAAUGGAGAAUUCUCGCGAAUUAUUGAGACGUUUAGAAGCAUUAACCAAGGAUGGGUUCCAAAAUUUGUCUUCGUUAUUGUUGAUAAGCGCCAUACAAAACGCUUUUUCUUAAACACUGGUCCAAAUCGCAACCCUAAACCGGGUUCAGUCAUUGAUAAGAAGUUCGUCCGUGUGGAUCUGCAUGAAUUCUUUUUGCAGGCUCAUCAUCCACUAAAGGGCACGUCAAAGAUUCCUCAAUACAUGAUCCCAAUCAAUGAGAUCAAGGCUAAUAAUGACGAAUUGCAAGCGUUUAUCAUUGGACUGUGCAACAUGUGGCAGAUUGUUAAUAUGCCGCCUGCUCUUCCGUCACCUGUUUUACAAGCGAAGGAACUUGCAAAACGAGGAAGUAAUAAUUAUGUGGAGAUGAAACGAACUGCUCCUCAAUACAUUCCUCGUAUUACUGGUGAACGUAUGAUCGAUUUUGCUUUGCUCAACACACGCGUUCCAUAUGGAGAUAGUGUUUUAAGUAAAACUCGUUUCAAUGCUUAA
This is a messenger RNA of Meloidogyne enterolobii, 1707 nucleotides long. Lineage: Eukaryota; Metazoa; Nematoda; Chromadorea; Rhabditida; Meloidogynidae. The record is from the annotation of a GenBank genome assembly.